Messenger RNA from Talaromyces amestolkiae, 765 nucleotides. RefSeq lists its product as uncharacterized. Gene Ontology annotation, molecular function: oxidoreductase activity. Bases 1 to 765 code for a protein of 254 amino acids. The record is from RefSeq and is a predicted model, not a curated record. The transcript is spliced from 2 exons. NCBI's taxonomy places the organism in Eukaryota, Fungi, Ascomycota, Eurotiomycetes, Eurotiales, Trichocomaceae.
AUGUCUGCCGAUUUCAAGGGCAAGCUGGCCAUCAUUACCGGAGCUUCAAAGCUGAACGGCAUUGGUUAUGCAACGGCACAGAUUUUUGCGAAGGGCGGAGCCGACCUUGUACUUACCUAUAAUUCCAAUAAGGUAGCCGUGCAGGGUGUUGUUGACAAGAUUCAAGCCCUCGGUGUUAAAGUCGUUGCUGUUCAAGCCGACGCCGGCUCCCCGACUUUCGGAGAGGAUUUGAUUGAUGCCACCGUCAAGGCUUUCCCUGGCCGCAAGAUUGACAUUAUCGUCAACAAUGCCGGGCAUGCUACCUUUCAAGAGUCGCCCAAGGUCGCUCCAAUCGAGGAAUUCGAUGCCCUCUUUCACCCCAAUGUCAGGGGACCCCAGUUGCUCAUCACUGCGGCUCUUCCUCAUCUAAGUUCUCCAGGCGGACGCAUCGUCAAUAUCGGUAGCGUGGUAGCCAGGACGGGAGCCAAGUACUGCUCUCUCUACUCCAGCACCAAGGCUGCACUGAAUACAUUGAGUCUUGCCUGGGCUGAAGAGCUUGGUGGUCUGGGCAUUACGGUAAACGUGGUCGCGGCAGGCCCGACUGACACCGACUAUGCACCACCGGAGGAAGCACCUCUGACUCAGAAAUUUAGAGCCCAGCAGUAUAUUAAGCGAAAUGGAACUGCCGAGGAGAUUGCAAAUGUAAUUGCAUUUGCGGCAAGCCCGGGUGCGAGCUACUUGACCGGGCAGGUUCUAGGCGUAGACGGCGGUUUGGCUCAUCCAUAA